Parnassius mnemosyne (clouded apollo) is the source of this 663-nucleotide messenger RNA. Lineage: Eukaryota; Metazoa; Arthropoda; Insecta; Lepidoptera; Papilionidae. The record is from the annotation of a GenBank genome assembly.
AUGAUACAAUGUCGAUUACAUCCAAUUAUACGUACAUUUUUUCAGCAAUUUACGUCACAGCGACAUACUGUAACAUACGUUCAAGGCCAGGAACACGAACCAAAGAUUAGAGAAUAUUUUUAUUUCAUUGAUCACCAAGGGAUGUUAUUUUUGGAUGAUGCUAAAAUGAAGAACUUUACAUCAUGUUUUAAAGAAAAAAAAUUUUUGGAAUUUUUUUUCAAGAGAAUUAGGCGAAAUACUACUGGUAGAUAUGAAGAUGACUUUCCUUUUAUAUCUUUGUGUGGUAGGGAAAGAAAUUAUAUUAGGUGUGACGAUGUUCCUAUAGUUUACACUCAUAUUUUUUAUAAUAAGUCAGAAGAUGAAUAUUUCCUUACUUAUGGUUAUGUAGGAGAUAGCUUAAAGAUGAUGUUUAUGCCAGACAAAAUAUACAUGCUUCCGGAAACAGGGAGAUUGUAUCAUCCAGCAGAAGAUAAAUAUGGUGGUAUUGGACUAGUCAGGUCAAAGCUUGCAAUAGAGCUUAGUAAAUAUUUUGAAUUCAGUGAAGGGGAGGCAAAUCCUCCAACACAGUUUAUAUGGCAGAAUAAAAAAUAUACGCUAGAUCAAUAUUGGCUUCAUAAAAAUAUCAGUAAGCAUAAGAUAAAAUUAAGAAGUAAACCUGAUUAA